ACUGGCGCUUUAUUCCCCAUCCUCUUACGCGACUGUUCAGAUCGGAAUAAUUCCAGAAAACUUCCAGUAAAGUUUUCCAAAACAAUUUUCCACGAAUCUUUCCAGAAAAUUCUCGGUUUUCCUCGCUGCGCGAUUUUCUCGAAACCCGUAAAUUGACUAUGCCCGCAGUUGUUCAAAGUGGUGCGAAUUAUAAUAAUUUCUAUCAGCGUCAGAAUAAGUUUUUCCACAGCAUUUUGAAUAAGACUGUUUUCAUUACCGUUUACAGAAGAAAAUCCUCGAGGAAAUUUUGUUCGACAGCCUUCGAGAUGCCUAUGUGGAGGAUGAUGUUGGGCGUUAAAAGCACCCAACUAUUCCUCUGCCAGGAGGCCUAAAAGAAUCAAAAAUUUCAACGACCAGAAAAGGCGAAUUUAAUUCCCUUUCAAAAUGGUAUUCACCCAAUCUGUUCCUGCCCCAGCCGCGUCAUGGCGAGAAAGCUAUGCCCAUUCAAUUGGCAACAAUGCAACAGAACGACAGAACAAUGGACGACCGCCCACUCUACAUCACACCAGCGCUCACACCACCAGGAUACGAUCUUGGGGACUUUGCGGAGAUGGAAUCGAUGCAGUUCGUGAAUCCGCACGAUGUGAAUCCGCCGCAGCGUUCGGACGCUGGACAUUCACAGCAGGUGAGUUCAAAAUCACUAAAUAUGCCACAAAACGUCGAUAUACAAUUGAAAAUGGAAGAGUUCGGCGACUUGUCGGGCCUAUUGCCCGCCGCGACUACCAAUGCAAAUUUAAUCGAUUGUAUAGAUGAACUAAACACCCCAAUAUUCGAUAAAGACCCCUUCGAUUUUUUCCUGCAAGGAUCAAAACUUGAUGACAAAAUGACGACGACAACAACACCAUCGUCAAACGAUCUAAAAGUUAAAGUCGAAUACAACGCUCACGUGUACCAGUGGCCUUCACUUCAGGCCCGUGCCGGACACGAUCCAACUAGCAUUAGUGUGGGCGCCAAACACCAGGAGAUGUUCUUAUAUCAACCCCAAGCCAACGCCCACAACAACGUAUUCACUUAUAAUAAUAAAACAACAACAACACCGAACAACGCUAAUCCUUUUAUGGAUCCAGAUAUUUAUCGACAACCAACGGCAUUAGAUAGUUUAAGUGUUAAUAGUAAUGUUAAGUACAGUAGUAGUUCUAACGUACCGUCACCGCAAGACGAUCAAUAUUCUUAUAUUUCGUCGUCAGCCGAUGAGCAGCAGCUCGGCAGCCCGUUCGACGGUCACAUGGACGUCAAGCCCAAGCUCAACCUCAUGAUCGACGAGUUCAGGUUCCCCAUCAAGGAGGAGGCUUCCUCGACUCUCAACACUCCAGAUGUCAUCGACGAUGUCGUCAACAUGGGGACUGAAUUUAAUUUACUCGAUUUAAUUAAUAAUGAGGACAUCACCAUCCUAAGCACUGACGAAGAUCUCAAUUCCACAUUAGUCUGCCCUACCGAAAUCAGCACUCCCCUCUCACCUCCAUCCACCCCCUCCACCGCAGAAAGCAAACCCUCCUCCCCUCCAGCAAAGAGGCCCAGGAAACGCAAGACCUUCUUCGAUGAGGACGACGAUGAAGACUACAUCCCUCCAACAAAGAGAAAAUCCACCGUAUCUCUGAAAGAAAUCGACCUCAACUACGCAGACGAGCACGACUCCAGCGAGGACGAUUCCGACUACGAAGUGAGGAGGAAAUCACCGAAAAAAGUCAAAUCGACCAAACCCAGAGGCAGGCCUCCAAAGCGUACAGACUCCAUGUCAAGCGAGUGCUCCAAAGACUCCGAACUCUCGAAGUAUCGAGAGCUCCGAGACAAGAACAACGAGGCCUCGAGGAAGUCGCGUCUGAAGAGGAAAGUCAAAGAGUUGGAGUAUGAGAAAGAGGCUGACGAGUUACACGUUAAAAACAUUCGGCUCAAAGCCCAAGUGGAGGAGCUGGAAAAAAUGGUCAGCACUUUUAGAAACAACCUCUUUAAGAUCCUAGUUAAUAAGUAAGCAGGUAUAGACAGGUUUUGCUCUGUAAUUGAUCGAUAUUGCAUCUGUUCCACUACUAACCUCGAUUAUUUUAUCCAAUUAUGUUGUUAUACAAUAUAUGUAUCGUUGUAAUAAGUACUACUAACUUAAUAAAAAAAGGAAAGAUAUAUCGAUCAAUUAGGGAGCUUAACGCCUACUUGCAAAUGUGUGCAUCUGUGAUAGAUUUUGACAAUGUGCGAACAACAAACCAUAUAUAUUUUGAAACGUUUGUUGUUCAAAAGAUGUCAUUUUUUAGUAUGCAAGUUUCCUUACUUAGCCAUAUUGGCUUACUUGGCUAUAUUUAUACAGAUAAGCUAGCUUGUAAUAAUUGUAAACUUUAAGAUUUUUUUCAUUGAGAUACUAUAUUGUAAUAUUGUAUAGGACUUUUAAGCAAAAGAAUGCUAUAUUUAAAAAUAAGAAUACAUGAAAUUGUCACUAUACAACAUCAUUUUUACUCUUAAAUAUAACAAGAAUAACUGACUUUAUAUCCUUUACAGAUAUUUUGUAUUUAACAAAAAUAUUUUUAUAUGCAUUUAAAACUUUUUAGGUUAACUUCCUUACUAGCAGUUUCUAUUACGAUGCUAAAAGGCACAAAAUUCUCUACUGUGAUUAUUAAUAAUUGUUAUUACAUACAGAUAUAAAGUUGUUUAAACUGUUUUCUUUUGCAAUUUGUUUAUCUCAAAAUCUAUCAAAGUAGUUUUAAGUUUUUGUGUACCUGCUUUACUUAUAUACAUUUUUUUUACUUUUCUAUUUUAUUCGCUCUUAAAGAGUUGUUUUUAAUUAUUAAGUGAACAAACAUCCCUGUAUUUUAAGUGUGAGAUGACAGUUUAGUGAUGUUCAGUGAUCGAAUUGGAAUGAGAACAAGGUGCGGUUAUUUUUACUUUAUAGUAUAUAGUUUUAUAAUUCCAACACACUAUGUAAACGAAAAAAGAUAAGAAAACUAGAUAUAUCUGGAUUCAAAAAGUAUAUAUCUGCAUUGAUUAUUUAAUUAUGAUACCAAGUAUAAUUAUAAUGGUUUUUCUAGCUAUAUGUUUAUAGAUUAAAUGAAGUGAGAUUUGAAACAACUUAUAUAUUAUAAUCAAAGAUGUAAAAGAAAAAGAAAUUAUGUAUUUUUAUAAUUGGUUAUUGUUGGUUUACUGUUAAAUAGAAUUAAUUUGUUCAUUACUUAAAAUACUGAUUUUUAACAUCUUUAAAAGAUUUU
Molecule: messenger RNA, 3227 nt
Organism: Sitophilus oryzae (rice weevil)
Lineage: Eukaryota; Metazoa; Arthropoda; Insecta; Coleoptera; Curculionidae
Exons: 6
Coding region: 476-2008 (510 amino acids)
Biological process (GO): DNA-templated transcription; regulation of transcription by RNA polymerase II
Molecular function (GO): RNA polymerase II cis-regulatory region sequence-specific DNA binding; DNA-binding transcription factor activity, RNA polymerase II-specific
Source: RefSeq, a predicted model, not a curated record